This is a messenger RNA of Salvia miltiorrhiza (redroot sage), 980 nucleotides long. RefSeq lists its product as uncharacterized. Bases 64 to 774 code for a protein of 236 amino acids. Lineage: Eukaryota; Viridiplantae; Streptophyta; Magnoliopsida; Lamiales; Lamiaceae. The record is from RefSeq and is a predicted model, not a curated record. Gene Ontology annotation, molecular function: 5'-deoxynucleotidase activity. The transcript is spliced from 8 exons. Gene Ontology annotation, cellular component: cytoplasm.
UAGUGAGAAUUGGGGAAAGCGCUUAUUCCCUCAAUCGAAGAGAAAAAAAAGGGGGAAAGAAAAAUGAGUAGAGUGAUAUGCAAAUUCAUACUAUCACCCUCUAUCCUUGCUACUCAGCUCCGCUUCGCUUCUCUUUGCACCGCCGCCUCAAGGGCUUCGCGAAUGGCGGCUGAAGCUUCUUCUUCUUCUUCUCCACCUUCACCUUCCCCUUCCGCCGCCGUCGAUUUUCUCACUCUUUGCCACCGUCUCAAGACGACAAAGCGAGCAGGAUGGGUAAAAAGGGGGGUUCAGGAACCAGAAUCGAUAGCUGAUCACAUGUAUCGGAUGGGAUUAAUGGCUCUUAUAGCUUCUGAUAAUUCUAGUGUCAACCGUGAAAAGUGUAUAAAAAUGGCAAUCGUGCAUGACAUUGCUGAAGCUAUAGUUGGUGAUAUCACUCCUUCUGAUGGGGUUCCAAAGGAAGAAAAGAGUCGACGUGAGCAAGAAGCAUUGCAGAAAAUGUGUGAACUACUUGGAGGAGGUGAACGAGCUCAGGAGAUCAAAGAAUUGUGGAUGGAGUAUGAAGAGAAUUCUUCUAUGGAAGCUAAGGUUGUGAAGGACUUUGACAAGGUGGAGAUGAUACUGCAAGCUUUAGAGUAUGAAAAUGAGCAGGGGAAAGAUUUGGAAGAGUUUUUUGAGUCAACUGCAGGGAAGUUCCAAACAGAUAUGGGAAAAGCUUGGGCUCUGGAAAUAGCAUCAAGGAGGAAAAAACACGCGCCUAAUACCAUUCCCAAAUGAGGAUUCUAGAGUCACCUUCUUUCUGUAGGUGGAGUCGUGAGCUUUUCACAUUCAACUAGCAGUGGUUUUUAGGAUUUGAGUUUCCAGAAUAAUACACAGAUUGGGAUAAUAAAUAAUAUUCUGAUAUUAUUUUUAAAAUUUUCCUUUGUUCUCUGAUUGGGACAAAUAAAUAUAUAGGCCAUGAUGCUUUUAUGAUUUUGCAAAAA